This is a messenger RNA of Lodderomyces orthopsilosis Co 90-125, 3087 nucleotides long. RefSeq lists its product as uncharacterized. The record is from RefSeq and is a predicted model, not a curated record. Bases 1 to 3087 code for a protein of 1028 amino acids. The transcript has a single exon. Lineage: Eukaryota; Fungi; Ascomycota; Pichiomycetes; Serinales; Debaryomycetaceae.
AUGAAUGCUGUAAAAAAAAGAAUUGCCUCAAAUCAAAAGGGUGAUGGAUCCCCUAGAAACACCGAAAGCAGCAGUAUCAGCGAUGGGAGAACAUUGACUUCAAAUGCACCACCUGGUGGUGCUCUGGAUGACUUUGAUUUAGAAGGGUUGUCUCCAGAAUUGGUGCCAAUAGUCACCUUAUUGUCAUCUCAAUCUCAUAGACGUUACAACGAAGGUAUAUUUAUGUUGUAUUACGAUCUCAAUGGUGAUGGAAAACCCGCUGAUAGAGAAUGGCGUGAAGUUUAUGGAAUUUUGACUGGAAAUCAGUUGGCCUAUUGGGAUGCCGCAAUUUUGGCUCAAUUUAAAAAUAAUGCCGAUGCUUUAUUAGAAGUGUCUGCUAAACCAAGUUAUAUCAAUUUUACUGAUGCAGUUUACAGUGCAAUGAAAACUUUGCCAGCAGCAAAACAAAAUUUGGAUAACGUUGUAGUUGUCUCAACAACAUUGAAAAAUAGAUAUAUAUUGCAGUUCAAGUCAGUCAAAGAUUUGGAAACUUGGUACUGUGCUCUUAGAUUAUCAAGCUAUGAAUACAACUCCCUCCAAGCAGCUUAUACCGGAGCCUUGUUAUCAGCAAGAGGUUCACGGUUGUCUGAUAUUCGAACAAUUUUGGCCGAAAAGCGAUUUGAUCACGAGGAUUGGAUAAGUAUAAGAUAUGGAAGUGGUAUGGCAUGGAAACGAUGUUAUGCAGUUGUUGAACCAUCUACCUUGAAAAGGAAGACAUUUGUUCCUGGAAGAAUUCUUCUUUUUGAAAAUGAACAGAAAAAGAAGAAACAAUUAAUGGCAGUCAUUACUGAUGCAUCUGCUGUAACAGCCAUAUAUCCACAAUCCCAUCUUUUGAUAGACCAUUCAACAAUGAUUAAAAUGGAAGGAUAUAUCAACUUUUCUUCACCAAGUUUGUCAACUAAAGUUUCGAAAAAGAAUUUAGAAGAUUUCAAGCAUACUUCAAUUUUCUUGAUGCCUGAGCAACAUUCUGCUGUUCCUGGGUUUGACACAUUGAUAAGAUUCUUGGUGCCAUUAUUUGAUACAUUUGGAUUGUAUGGAAGGCCAAAGAGGUUAAAGGCAAACAGAAAUGACGUAGAUUCAUUGUUGUUUGGUUUACCAACACUCCCAAGGGUACAUUACCUAGAACUUCUGGACAUUCAACAAUUAGUAUCAAGAGGUAGUUAUAUCAGUUGGGAUUUGAGGACAUGGAAUUUGGAGAUUCAAAAUUUAUUAAAGUCUAAAAUUGAAAGAGGUUACGAUGGUUGUGGAAGUCAACGAGGAUAUGCUGGUGCUGUAAGUUCUCUAAACAGUCCAGCCUUAUCAAGUUCACCUCGCCUUCCAAGCAGUGGGAGCGCACUGACAUUUAGAAGAAAGGAGCCAUCAAACUUGUCGCGAGAAACGACGUCACAACUGGGAAAUUUUGUGCAACCUUCAUCAACACAAGCUGCACAUCCACCACCGCCACCACCACAUUCAGAUAUAACUGCAGGUGGUAAACGUUUGGACAAGAAUAUUAAAAACCUCGAAGUGGAAGUUCCAGCAAUACCCAAAAAGACUGUUUCAACUUUUGACGAUCACAGCUCAAGGCAAGGCGGUCACCUAGUUCCUGAGGUUGCAACAAAUCCUCAUGCCUCUGUCCAGUUAGCGGAAAUUUAUCAGAAAUACUCGGAUUUGAAAACUCCAUCGGAUAAUUAUAUUGAUCGCAGAGAGGUACUUAAUGGAUCACAAGAACAAUUAAUCGAGGACGAUUUGCCAUUGGGAAUAAGACAGAUGAAUCUCGCAAGCAACACAUAUCCCAAAAAUGAUGAUGGUUUGUUUAGUGAUGAGGAUGAAGAAGAAAGUCUGCAAGAAACGGAUACUGGUAAACUGCCAAAUUUGUUGGAUGUGCGAACCAUUGGACAAAAUCCAAGUGACUCGAGUGUAUCUGUAGGAAGUUUAAGAGUACCCAGCCUUGAGCAAAAUGGCAGUUAUUCAUCUGUGGUGUCACCUAUGGCGCAAUUCAAUGACCUUCACGAUCAAUAUAAGAAAGUAGGAAAGAGCGUUCCUUUUUACGGUCUUCAAACAGAUUCUUCUCCCAAGAAUAACUCUAAUCGAGAAGUGGAUGCCAAAGAGCAAUUUGGUGCAAGUUUAGACAAUAUUGCGAGGGGAUUUGAUCAAGAACGUCCUGCUUUUCCCCAAGCAACUGAGAGCCCGCAAGCUGUCAGUGUUCCUUAUCCAACUAACAGGCCUAGACACAUUGUAUCACCCAAUUCUUCGCAAAACCAGCUUAGCAAACCGUUACAAUCUGGAGCAGUGCGAGAAGUGGCAUCUCCAGUUAAAAAGGAUUUGCAAUAUCCUGUCUCACCUCAGAGAAAAGUGCCCCCCAGUGACUCUUCAACAAGUAGUGGUGAUCAGCCGAGAACUAAAACAAACAUACCAAAGUCAAAUAAGCAAAUAUUUGUUCCUCUUGGUGGACAACCUGGCCAAGAGCGUCAUCAAAUGCAUGGAAACUACCCCCAUCAAAGCUCUCAUUCGCAAGCUUCUGAUUUUGACCGCUUGAGACUGGAGAAUGAUUCUCGUAGGGUAGGUGCUAAACCAUUGAAUCAACCCGGUCAGCAGCCUUUGCCUCAGUUCCAAGUCAGUAAGCCAAAUCAACAAGUGCAUCCUCAGCUGAUGGGAAGACAACAAACUCAGCCGAUGGGAAGGCAACAACCAUCGUCCAUGAACCCGCCGAUGCAGUACGAUAACCAUCAAACAAGGCAGCCUCCGGCAUACCAUGGGAAUCCGCAACAACAUAACACUAACAUGCCUGUACAACCAGGUCCGCAAAGGAGUCCAAAUAUGGGAGUUUCGAACCGUCAACAUAUACCCAACCGUCCCCCACAGCAACACAAUCACACAUAUCAACCUUCACCUUACGGACAACCCAACAAUUUCAGGAGCUACGACAAUCAACAAUACCAGUAUACCCCGAAUAUUCAGUCGCCUGGCGUUCAAGGGAAUGCAGCUCACAACAUGAAUGGCCCCUCAGGCUCUAAGCACCCAUAUGCACAGUAUUCGAGGUCAUACAACUACGAUCGAACUACAUAA